ACCGAAGGGAGCCUCGGUCAGCUGAUUUCUGUAGGCUCUCGUUUAUAUCGCGGCCUACUGUAGUAUUUACCGUAUACCAAUCUUUAAGCAUAAAUGGUGCUGGCUUUCUUGAUUCUCUCCGUUUCGGAGAAGGCAUCGGGCGUCAUCCACUCAACCGCCUACAGCCUGAACCGAGCGGGAACGUCCCACAGCGACGAGUCGAACACGGUCCGCAAUGAGCCCGACGAACUUGAAGAAGACUGCCAACGCGGCCCGAGCGAAAUGAAUGAAGAACACAAAGCCCAGAGCGACCUUUUCAAGCGGGUGCACCAACACGUCGUCGAAGACAUGAAAUCGGCCUUGCACCACACCUCGAUCGCCGGCGCCGAGGCCUCCCUGCACCCCAUCGAAAAGAAAGGCGCGUUCUUUCUGAACGACGCCGAUUCCCCAGAAAGCAUAGUAGUGUGGCAUUCGUUCGGAGACUGCUGCUUCGUGCUGAUGUGCGACAGCGACGAAAACGUCUCCCUGGGCGGCCAGAUAUUGAGACAGAUAAUCCACAGUAUCUCGUGCCACGUCGUGUUCGUGACGCCGUCCGAGCUGCUCGCGAAGGCUGGACUGGUGCACGCGAUCGUCAAGCUCUAUCUGCCUGCGGGGAAGCUUCUGUUUGUGAAUCAGAACGUUGUGAAGCAGUAUGAACAGUUGCUGCAGAGAGUGGCCGCGUGAAGGGGAGUUUUUAAGCAUCCGGUUUUAUUUGCCGAGUGCGCACUUUAACUAGGGACACGUGACAACUCUGAUUAUUCAGAUGCUAUUUAUUUUUUUAUUGUUUAUUGACACCUGACUUUUAAGCAGAAGCGCUGCUACUAAAACACGGACCAAAUACGUUGCCACAUGCUCAUUUGUAAUCGAUAUCAUGCCGAGAAAAUCGGAAGUCUUUCUGGACUUAUGUUAGCUUGAUAUUCUCUAAACUAUGUGUCUUUCUAGUGUAAAUUAUGUCAAAUCAACCAGUGUGUCUAUGACAAGCGCGGCUGCAGCCUGCAGCCCUACGUAUGUUAGAGACUAGGCAAACACCUUUAGCUGAAACGAAAUGAUUACCUAAAACCGUGUCAGCUGUGCAACAACGAUGUCCAGAAUGCACUAAAUUUGUGAUGAGGUGCCCUGCUGAGUGGAAUAAACUUUCUCUGUGCACAACAG
Molecule: messenger RNA, 1170 nt
Organism: Ixodes scapularis (black-legged tick)
Lineage: Eukaryota; Metazoa; Arthropoda; Arachnida; Ixodida; Ixodidae
Exons: 1
Coding region: 94-702 (202 amino acids)
Biological process (GO): endosomal transport; double-strand break repair via homologous recombination
Cellular component (GO): late endosome; AP-type membrane coat adaptor complex; lysosome
Source: RefSeq, a predicted model, not a curated record